Molecule: messenger RNA, 390 nt
Organism: Nicotiana attenuata
Lineage: Eukaryota; Viridiplantae; Streptophyta; Magnoliopsida; Solanales; Solanaceae
Exons: 2
Coding region: 1-390 (129 amino acids)
Source: RefSeq, a predicted model, not a curated record
AUGAGAUUUGACCCGAACACCAAAAAAUUCGACGCCCUCUACGAGUUCCACAAGGAACGGGGUCACAAAACAAAAGAUUGCAUCACCCUCAGACAAGAAGUCGUGAACAUGUUGCGGAAAGGACACCUCAAAGAGCUGUUAAGCGACAAGGGGAGAACCAACUUUGCUACAGGACAUGAAUGCCGAGGCCAGCGAAAGCCGCCAUCACCAGCUCGUAUUAUCAACAUGAUCAUCGGUGGUGGCGACGACGCCUCUAUUAACAGCGUGAAGUUCACCACCACUCACAAGCUCAAGCGGUCUAUCACCCGUGAACGCCACGCAGAUAUGCCAGGCAUCCCAAAGGAAAUCGCUACACAUAAAUUAAACGUUGACCCAUUCCACCCCCAGUAA